This is a messenger RNA of Adineta ricciae, 498 nucleotides long. The record is from the annotation of a GenBank genome assembly. NCBI's taxonomy places the organism in Eukaryota, Metazoa, Rotifera, Eurotatoria, Adinetida, Adinetidae.
AUGAUCUAUAUUGGUAUAGAACUAUGGCUAAUAACAGCUAUACUAUCUUCAUCGAUCACUUGUUUCGAGAUUGUCACAAUACCAGACGGUGAUGUUCAAUAUUUAUACGAACGAUUACGAACUACAGAGCAUAUGACUGACACUGAUGCACUAAAUACAAUCAUUGAGUUAGAGAACUAUUAUACAGCUGCUAAGAAUGGUCUAACCGGGGAACCAUCCGAGAUGAUCGAUACAGCAUGGCAUGCACAUAUCUUAAACACACCCAUGUACUUUAGCUUUUGUCAAUCAACGUUUGGUUCUUAUCUACAUCAUUCUCCCUAUUGGACGAGAGCCAGUGAAGCUGAAGAAACACAAGUAAUCGUUUCCUCUCUGGAAUUUCAAAUACCGAUGUUUACAAAACUGAAGGAGUUGGGAAUUGUAGAUCUAAAUGAAACCAUCUGGACUUCUACAGCUGCAGCUAUGUUCAAUGAGAAUGUCCAAACAAAAACUGAACUUUGA